This is a messenger RNA of Nezara viridula (southern green stink bug), 4129 nucleotides long. NCBI's taxonomy places the organism in Eukaryota, Metazoa, Arthropoda, Insecta, Hemiptera, Pentatomidae. The record is from the annotation of a GenBank genome assembly.
AAACCGGCCAGCAAUAGUACUAAUAACAGUGUAACAGUUUGUGCAGUAAUAACAUACCCGUUCAACGUCAAACAUGGAAACCACUGAAGCCCCUUCAAAACUAAUGUCCACCCUUAAAUUAUUUAACUGGGCGGAAUACGUGGUAUUUUUUGGAAUGCUUCUAGCAUCAGCACUUAUAGGGGUUUACUACGGAUGUAGGCCAAAGAAAGAUGUCACCGUUGACGAUUAUAUGCUCGGAGGAAGGAAGAUGUCAAUAUUGCCAGUGGCUGUAUCACUCAUAGCCAGCUUUAUAUCAGGAAUUAGCCUCCUUGGUAUUCCGGCAGAAACGUUUUAUUACGGAACUCAGCUCUUCGGCAUUUCAAUGGCGGUAAUAAUCGGCUACGUUUUGCUGAACCUAUUUUACCUCCCUGUAGUGUAUCAUCUCCAGUAUAACUCUCUUUUUGAAUAUUUGGAGAAAAGAUUCAACCGCGGCGUGAGACUUCUCGCUUCAUUCAUAUUUUCUUUCUCUUUGAUACUGUACAUUCCUGUAGUGAUCUAUGUGCCAUCAUUGGCAUUCAACCAAGUUACAGGAAUGUCAGUCCAUCUGUUAUCUUCGAUAAUAUGCGCAGUAUGCAUUUUCUACACUUCUAUCGGUGGACUUAAAGCUGUUGUCUGGUCGGAUGCUCUCCAAAGCCUCUUCACAUUUUCCUCCAUUAUUGCUGUGUUAAUAUUGGGUACGAUAAGUGUUGGAGGAUUGUCGAAAAUAAUCGAAGUCAAUGACAGGAGAGAGAGGCUAGAGCUUUUCAACAUGAAUCCUGAUCCAUUCCAGAGAAAUACCUUCUGGACAACUGUGAUCGGCUCCAUACCAAACUGGCUCAAGGUCCUAGCAACACACCCAGGAACUGUGCAGAGAUACAUUUCAGUUCCAACAUACCGCGGUGUGCAAUUGGUGGCUUUUAUCAUGUGCAUUGGAAUAGUCGUCAUCAAGUUCAUCACUACAUUUUGUGGCUUGAUAAUGUACACUAAAUAUGGUGAUUGUGAUCCUUUGGUUACCAAGCAAAUACAAAAGCCAGGACAACUUCUACCAUAUUAUGUAAUGGAUGUAGCAGCUGAUUACCCAGGACUAGCUGGUUUAUUUCUCUCAGGAGUGGUAUGCACAGCAUUGAGCACUAUGUCAGCCAGCCUCAACACAGUUGCGGGAACAAUAUACCAAGAUUUCAUAAAGCCAAUAAUGCCAUCAGAUACAAAAGACAUAACAGCAAACCUAAUAAUGAAGUCUAUAGUUAUUAUAUUCGGAAUUGUAUGCACCCUGCUAGUCUUAGUUGUAGAACAAUUGGGAACAAUAAUGCAGAUAGCUAUUAGCUUGCAAGGAGUCACAAACGGAGUCGCUUUGUUUAUAUUUACUUUUGGGAUGUUUGUACCAUGGGGCAAUACAAAGGGUGUUCUGGCAGGUGGUCUAACAGGCCUCAUCACAACAUCCUGGCUAGCUACUGGAGCCCAAAUUUAUAGCCAUCAAGGUCACAUAGUUUAUGGUGCCAAAGUAACCACAGUUGAAAAUUGUCCUGAAAAUAUUACUCAAUCCCUUGGAUUAAACAUUACUCGAUUUGGAUACCCUGGGGAAGGGACGAUGGUAUUCCACUCUGACCAUGUUCCAGAUUUCUACAAAAUAUCAUAUUUAUACUAUGGUUUAUUAGGGUUCAUUGUAGCGAUGAUUGUAGCAUGUGUUGUCAGCGUAAUAACAGGAGUGCAAGAUCCAUCUGAGCUGGAUCCCAAGCUAAUCAUACCUCAGCUGAGGCCAUUUAUUAUGAAGAAGAAGAAACAAAAGCCACAGGUACAGCUCUAUUCGAUGGUACCGACCUCAGAGAAAUAAUUUUACUCAUUCUUAUUAUUUAAUUAGGAGAUCUAAAUGAAUUAUAAAUGACAUCUUUUUAUUUACAAGAUAUUAUUUAAAAAGACAUUGAAAUACCAAUACAAAAUGCUGAAGGAGUCUUCUGUGGAUUGGAGCAAUCAUUCUAAAUCUGAGUUAUGCUGACAGUUUUAAGAAAAAAGUAAUUAUUUUAACUUACAAAAGUCCUGAUUCCAAAUUGGUUUUGUGCCAACAAUAAACAUGAGAUUUGUGAACAUAAAUCUAAUUUAUGUCUGAAUGGUAAACUGGGUUUUCCUCCUUUAACAAAGCCUCAGUCAGAUUAUUCCGCUUAAAAGGUGAGGAAAAAUCAAAACAAUAAGAUGUAAUUGCUAUAAUUUACAAUCAGUUGUGACUCCUUCAGGAACAGAUAAGUUUUGACAGAAUUAUUUUACUGUUAAGGGAGUUCUUUUUUUUUUUUCUAAAGAUUGCUAAAAUGUUGACAUUUUAAACAACUACUUGACUUACAUGAACUACUGCUCAAUAAAUUUAAGUGAAUAAAACUGAUGAUUUUUUGUUGUUAUAAGUUCUACAGUAUAACUGAAACUAAACCAACAAAAGAUAAAACUCUAAGAAAAAAUAAAAAUAUUUGUUUCAAAUUACAAUUAUUACAAUAGAAUCCUUAACACUUAUCAUAUAUAUAUAUUUAAAUAUUUUUUUCUGUAAAUAUGUAGAUAUUGUCAGAAUAUAUAAGAUUAAUAAACAUUUUUUUUUACAAACUAUAUAAAUUAUAUUUUGAUUGUAACCAUAUCCAUUUCCAAACUAUCCUUCUUUACAAGUUUUUUAUUUUUUAAUUGAAAGCCGUUAUAACAUGAAAUAUCAAACUUAAUUUUGUUAGAUAAAGGAAUUUCUGUAUAACCAUCAGUUUGUUGGCAGGUAAGCUUAAAAAACACUGUAAAUGCGUCAAUGGAAAUUUGUCUAACAAUAAAUGUGUCUUUCACAAAAACCUUCAAUCUCUAACCCGAAACUGCUCUGGAUGUUUUACUAUACAGGAGUGCCCAGUACGUGGAGGGAAAUUUUUAUAGGAGGGUUAGCAGACCUCGAGAGCUACAAAAAAAAGUUCAUAUAAACAAUGGGCCAAUUUUCAGCAAAUUCACCUGAAGUUUUACAUAAGAAUUAUGUGAUGUUUUAUCUUGUCCACUAAAAGUAUCUAUUUUCAGCAAAAAUGUUUUUCCCUAAUUUAGCCUUCUGAGUUAUUCUUCUUCACUUUUCUUUAUCUUGCGCUUCUCUUUUUCAAUUGCGAAUUCCUAACUUCCGUGCGUCUCUCUCCACCUGCUUUUCGGCCUUCCAAUUUUCCUCUUCCCACUGAAGUGUGCGUUCUCUUCCAAUAUUUUCUUCUGCACCUGUUCAUUUCGACCAUAUGUCUUGCCCAUUUCAGUCUACUUGUCUUGAUAUAGUUAAUAAUGUUUUGAUUUUCUAACAUAGAAUCGAUUCUAGUUAUUUCUAGCCUCAAUUUUGAUUAUCCACUCCCCAUUAACUCUUGUAACACCAUACAUCUUUCUUAUUACUUUCUUUUCAAAUAUGAGAAGGAGUUAGUCGAGUGUGCGGUCAAAUGAAUAAUAAAUUAAAAUAUAUUAAUUAUUUUAAUUUUUGCCGUUUUCUUUUCAAAUACUUUUAGUUUAAGCCAAUCCUCUUGUGAUAAACACCAGAUUUCCACUGCAUACGUAACUACUGGUCUAAUGAGCAUUUUAUACAGCUUUAAUUUUGUAGAUUUGACAAAUAUGAAGACUUUUAAAAUGGAGAAGUUUGAGGUUUGCAUAAUAGGCUCUAUUACCAUGCACUCUAUGCUAUCACUCCUAUAAAAAUUUCUCUCUACUUACGGCACAACCUGUAUAUUAGAAAACCAUAACAAAUGUAAGCACAGAACAAUUUAAUUUUUUUUUUCCAUUUUUCUAUUUGCUUUGAUAAUUUUUUGUUAAAUAGGAGUACAGUACAGUUUUGAAUAAUUUCAUCUGAAUUAUUAAAAACAUUAUAAAAUGUCAUGAUUAAAAAAAUAACAACAGCUCUAAAAAAAUACACAAUAGAUAUCGCAUACUAGUAGAGUUUGAGACAUUACUUGGCUAGUUGUUAUAAAUAUAAAAAAUUAUGAUUUACUUUCUCCAAUUCUUUCAAUAGACAAAUUUUACUAAGUGCAACUCCAAUAAGGUGGUUAGUUGAGCACAUGGCCACAUUGUAGAGAGAGUAUCAAAAGUAAACAAGUAUUGACUAUCAUGUUCACAUGCAGUGAUUAGCUCCUUCUCGCUUAUA